Messenger RNA from Paramecium sonneborni, 1780 nucleotides. Lineage: Eukaryota; Ciliophora; Oligohymenophorea; Peniculida; Parameciidae. The record is from the annotation of a GenBank genome assembly.
AUGUAUUAGAGAGAUAAGAGAGCAUCAUCUUAUCAGAGAUCAUAAAUAGGAUACGAUGAUUUAAAAAAUCAAUUAGAUUUACUAGAUAAAUAUAUGAAACCAACUUACGAUGUUUAAUUGAAACAUGAGUCUAGUUAAAAAAGUGGAAUUAGAUAAUCUGGCCACUUAAAUAAAUCAUUUUAGUUUCCUAAAGUUUCUACAUUACCAGAAGAGUCUAUAAAUCAAGAAGUAGUUCGAAUGUAGAUAGCAAUAGAUUAAUAAAAUUAGAAUAUAAAAAGAUUAUUAAAAGAAUAAAGAGAAGUAAAAUUAUAAAUGGAUAAUAAAGGUAAAUAAAGCUUAAGUCUUAAAGUAAGAAUUAGAGAAUUUAAAAAAUCAAGUUUAAACAAUACAUCUAAAAUUGCCAAAACUACCUUAAUAUGAAUAAUUAAAUGAAAUAAAACAUGAAAUUUCAUCCUUAAAGUAAUCCUUCUUCUAAUAAGCCUAAUAACCUUAAUAGCCAAUAUAACAACCUCCAUAGAUAAUAUAUUAAUAAAUACCUCCUAUCUAAUAACCUUAAUAUUUUCCGUCGCCUCAUCCAUAUUUUCCUCCUACUUAUCCUACAUAUGGAUAGCUACCUCCUCCAUAUCCAUAUUAAUAACCAUUUUAAUACAAUCCUUAUCAAUAUCCAUAUUAUCAAUAACCUUAAUCAUAAGAAGGGUAAGCUAAUGCAUAAAACUCUUAAUCAGCUGGCAAAAUUAAAAUAAAAACAGCUGGAUCUUAAGCCUAAAAUUCAAAGAGAUCUAGUUAAAAAACUAUUUCUUUAGUUUCUAAGAGGUCUAAUUCAUAAACUAAAUAAAGUUUUUUUUCUGAUGUAUUUUAACUUUAAUUUAAUUUAGAAUGGAGAUAAAGAAAAAGUUUUUUAAGGAUCCAAACUUAAAGUUAUAUUCAAUGCUGUACGAUUUGCUAUGAGAUGGAAAAUAUAUUGUAAACCUAUAAAUAUUUUAUGGAGAAAAUUAUAAAAACAUUAAGUUGAAUGUAAAGCUAUAAUCUAAAAAAUUUCAUAUCCUAUUGCUUUAAAAAGAAUUAAUGAUUGGUGCAAAAUGGUUUUAGCAAAAGUUGAAAAUUAUCUGACUAAAAUAAAAGAAAUAGAUUUUAUUGUAUAUUUCCUUUUUAUCAAAAGAAUCCAGAAAAACCUUUGACAGAAUAAGAAAUUGAUCAAUCAUAUAUGUAAUUAACAAACGCAAUGAAAUAUCUAAUGACUAGUUUAGUUACUUAUUGUACAAACGACUUCAUGAUACCAGAAUUGAAAUUUUUAUCAUAUCUUUAAUUUUUUGAUUAACCAGAAAUAGACAGAGGACUAUUCGUAGCUAGAAGAGUUUUAUUUUGGAAAGAAAAAUAAUUGGAUAUGACUAAAACUUAAUAGAUGAUGAUAAUAGGAGAUCUUGUAAUAUUAGUAUAUAUUCUACCUGCUUUAAUUGAAAUUUCAGGGUAGGUAUUUUUAAUUAAAUGUAUGGUUUCUCUUGUUUAAAUUCAUUAUAUGAAAUAUUUUGAUUUAAGAGUACUCAAUAGAAAUCCUGAAUAUAAAAUUAUUCAAUUAAACUUAGUUGAUGUUGUUGAUGGAAAAAUAAUUGUUAGAUUAGAAAAACUUGAAAAGUUUGAUGAUGAAAGAUAUAUUGUUGGAGUUUAUGAAGAAAGUUAGUUUUAAGGAUUCUAUACAAAAAGACCUCAUUUUUAAGAUGAUAUGCAAAAAACAUUCUAUUAAAUACAUACUAAUUUAUUAUAAGCAUUAGCUGCUAAAUGA